Molecule: messenger RNA, 1350 nt
Organism: Rana temporaria (common frog)
Lineage: Eukaryota; Metazoa; Chordata; Amphibia; Anura; Ranidae
Product: ankyrin repeat and SOCS box protein 9-like
Exons: 7
Coding region: 341-1231 (296 amino acids)
Biological process (GO): positive regulation of protein catabolic process; protein ubiquitination; intracellular signal transduction
Molecular function (GO): protein binding
Source: RefSeq, a predicted model, not a curated record
UUUUUUGGCAGACAUAUUUCUGUAUUUGAAUGAAACAAAGUGCAUGCCAGUUAUAUCCUACAGCUGACCGAUCGUAGCUUUUGAAAGGAUGUGACAUCAAUGCAGCUUUUAUGUUGGGGAAAGGCUGAAUUUCUCUGUUACGUUUGGGACUGACUGAUGCUCUUCAUAUUCCUGAACGCAUGUUAUCGGGUUACACAGGUAGGAUUUGGCGACCUGAAGCAUCCAGCAAGACUGCAGGUUUCCCCACUGGCUUCAUACGUCACAUAUGUAGCUAGGCAUUCACGUUCUCAGAGGAACCCACACUUUCAAGGUGUCACACAGAUCUUCUUCUCAGGUUGCAAUGGAUGCUGGAAGAACAAACGGAAGUAGCGAUGCCCCGCAGGACAGUGGAGGGCAGUUUACAUCACCGGUCACCUACGUUUCAAAUCCUUUGAUGAGUGACUUUGUCUCGGACUGGUCACUGUUACAUGAAGCAGCAAUACACGGGCGUUUUGGUACCUUAACAAAACUAAUUACAGAGGGACAUAGCGUAAACCUGGCUACAGCCGAUCACGUUACUCCUCUACAUGAAGCUUGCCUUGGAGGUCAUUCUGGAUGUGUCACCUUUCUACUGAAACAUGGAGCUCAGGUCAACAUUCCCAAUAUUGACUGGAAAACUCCAAUAUUCAAUGCUUGUGUGAGUGGCAGCACAGCCUGUGUGAACCUACUUCUGCAGCAUGGAGCCAGCCCACACGCAGUAUGUGAUGUAGCAUCUCCAAUACACGAGGCAUGUAAAAGAGGCCAUACAGAAUGUAUGGAGUCUCUGGCGAACUCUGGAGUUAGUAUACAGCAUUACAUAAAGCACCUGGGCUCUCUGCUCUAUGUGGCCUGUGAGAAUCAAAAAGUGGACACUGCUAAAAGACUUCUCGAGCUGGGAGCAAGUGCAAAUAUUGGUAAAGACCUGGACACCCCACUACAUGCUGCCUCAAGAAAUGGCAAUGCCGAUUUGGUGAACCUACUUAUUGACUAUGGAGGAAGCACACAGAGCAGAAACACGGAUGGAAAACAACCCUCAGAGCUCAUCCCUCCACAUAGCUCAUUGAAGGAGAUCUUUUUAAAAAGAGAAGGGCCGCUGACUUUGAAGCAGAUUUGUCGGCUAUGUAUUAGAAAGUGCUUUGGACAAAAGCAGCAUCAUAAAAUAUGUCAUCUUCUCCUUCCAGAGACACUAAAGCAAUUCCUUUUACACAGAUAAAUUACCUAUAUUUAUAUAUUUUUUUAGUGUAUAGUGUGUAUGUGUAUAUAUCAUAUUGGUAAACUAUGAACUGGAACUGACUUGAACAAUUUUAGUAAACCUGCUGAUUUUUUUAAAUA